Molecule: messenger RNA, 231 nt
Organism: Dioszegia hungarica
Lineage: Eukaryota; Fungi; Basidiomycota; Tremellomycetes; Tremellales; Bulleribasidiaceae
Exons: 2
Coding region: 1-231 (76 amino acids)
Source: RefSeq, a predicted model, not a curated record
AUGCCUGUUCUACUCAUCCGAGAUGACGAGACGGAGUCGGGAGCGGGCACCGAUAAGGAUAGUUUUCCGUGGGUGGCUGUGGCUGGCGGCAGUGUAGUGCUGCUCGUCUUUGGGGCGGCGAUGUGGUGGUUCGUGAUCAGACCGCGCAGAGGGAAGACGCAGACCAUACCUCAGGCCGCAGAUUUGGCCAAUGAGGCGGGGUGUCGUGACGCUACGCGCCCCUACACCUAG